Messenger RNA from Solenopsis invicta (red fire ant), 2882 nucleotides. Its product is annotated as gustatory receptor 23a. The transcript has 3 exons. The coding region runs from base 742 to 1896 and encodes 384 amino acids. Gene Ontology annotation, cellular component: axon; dendrite; membrane. Gene Ontology annotation, biological process: sensory perception of taste. NCBI's taxonomy places the organism in Eukaryota, Metazoa, Arthropoda, Insecta, Hymenoptera, Formicidae. The record is from RefSeq and is a predicted model, not a curated record.
UUCUCUAUGAUGAUUUUUAAGAAAGUUAUGGCAUUUCAAAGAUUAUUCUUCAUUUGCCGUUAUUUUGUUCACAUAUUUGCCAAAAUUACAUAGUUUCACCAAUUGUUAUUGUCAUUUAACUUUUUAAUCAUACACUAAAAGGUUGAAACUAAAUAAAAUUAUAAUAAAAGCCAUCUCAUUACGGUGUAUAUCCUUUAAUAGAAACGUAAAACGUGAAUAUGUCAUGAUAGCUAGUGAGGAACAAAAAAUUAUAGCAAAAUAAAUGUUAAGAAAUUAAUUUUCUAAUAAUUUUCUAAUAAUUAUUUCUAAUAAUAAACGAAACACAUCUAUCCACGUGAAAAUAAAUAUAUACCUCUUCAACUAUCUUAAUUGACUCGUAACAUUGACAAUUAUUUUCCCCAGUUUGCGUUUACACGUAUACACCAAGCUUAAUUAACUAUUUAUCAAAUGCAUUUCAUUAACACAGCCGCAGCGUUACAUUUAUGACGGGCAGUUAACACGCAAUUUAACAUUGUACAAGCAAUACGUCGUCCUUUAUUCUACGUAAAACGACAGAAAGAACGUACAACGUGCGCGUUUGUCAGAGUGUUUUGCUGCCAGAAAAGUUUCACUGUUAUUUCUUCAAAAUAUUCUAUAUUGCAAGGAGCAAAUUCAAUUUUAUUUAAUAAUAAAAAAUUCAAUUUAUAUUUACAAACAUACUCUCUUACGAAACGUCAAUUAGCAAGAAAAUAAGAUACGAAAAUGGAAAGGGAGAGCCAUGUGGAAGUUGAAGAUUCGCCCUCGAUAGAGUACAUCUUGCGUCCAAUAACGUACAUCUCCUGGCUCAUGGGUGUCGGCGUUGCACGUCCGCGAAAGUGUCCUAAGGCUAUAACGAUAUUCAUACGUAUCGUUCACCUCGCUGUGUGUUCCAUUAGCGCAAUGUACUGCGUGUUAGAUUUUUUUAGUUUCAACAGUAUCUUCGCUUUUAAGACCAAUGUGUACAAGUUGAUGCAUUGCACGAACAGGGUGAUAAGCUACGUGGCGGCGUAUUAUUACGUUUGUCACGGGAUCAGGCAGCACAACAAGUGGCCGGAGCUGAUGGACAGAAUGAAGAACCUCGACCAGAAGAUCAGAAGGGAAACAUCCAUUAAUGUCCUGCCAAUAAAAAACGCGCAAGUGCUAGCGAUUCUCGCGACUUUCGCUUGCUGUCCUUUGUCCCUGAUCGCACACGUCCUGUAUUAUUAUUUUACAAAUCCAGAGUAUAUUUUCAUAUCUGAUUUGCUGUUUUACUUUAUAUUAGCUCAAUCUUUGAUCAACAGCUUCGUCUUCGACAUUGUCGUCUAUGUGCUAUAUUGCAGAUUUCAAACGAUAAAUAAAUUGAUCGGUCAGAUGGAUGAGCUAUUCGGUGCGCAACAAAUUGCGCUCAAGAUUAGACGAAUCAGAGGAUUGCAUAACGGUAUUAGUGAUCUUGUCGUUAUGAUAAACGAUAUACAUGGUCUUCAUCUCCUGCUCUUAUCGACGAACUGCUUCGCCGUGGUCGUAGCUACGUUAUUCAGAAUCUACAUAGGCAUCACAGAGAAAAAUUAUACGUUGAUUGCCGUACUUAAUGGUUGUUGGAUUCUGUAUGUGACGCAGUUCGGUUUGAUAUGUUGGAUUUGUACGCUUUCACGACAAGAAUCCGAAAGAACCGGGAUAAUUAUAUACGGAUUUGUAUUAAAUUGUAAGAACUUGGACCAAGAUGCUGGUGUCAGAAACGAGAUCAAUGAUUUUUCGAUUCAACUACAGCAGUAUCAAGCAGCAUUUACGGCCUGCAAUUUCUUUGAAAUGAACAAUGCUCUUUUCAGUGGUCUCGUAGGAGUGAUCUCUGCUUAUCUUGUAAUCCUCAUUCAAUUUUAUAAACCAUCCGAUUCGAAUUAGGGGAAAACGGAAUAAGAUGAAGACUUUAAUAAGGUUUGUCAGUUUCUCCUAAUUCCGUGACAAUAUAAAAAUAAAGAUAUAUAUAUAUAUAUAUUUUUUUUUUAAUGCACUGAAACCUUAAAUUUAUUAUUGGUAAAAAUUAGAAGCUGUUAAAUAAAUUAAAAUUUUUUAAAAUUUAGAUUUGUUUAAGACAUUAUGUUAAUUUCGUCAUCUUACCCUCAUAUGCGGGAAAGAUGACUUUUAAUAAUUAAUAAACUGAAAAACAGUCAAAUAAAAUUUAAAGUGUACUCUUAUAAAUCAAAAAAGAUUUAUUAUAAUUUAACCUUCAGCUGACACAUUGGGUGUCAUACACCCAAGCUAUUUACAAAAUGCUUGGCAUUCAUACAUCGUUUGCUUUUUCUCUUCUGAAUAUUUUGAAUAUAUUCAACUUUGCAAUUUUUACACUUAUUUAAUCUCUUUCUUGACAAUUUGUCAUAUUAAUUAAACAAAAGAUUGUUCAAAUUCUAUGCAUUAUGUAACGAGAUAUGCUUACAAAAUUGAAAAUGUCUGGUGAUAUACAUACACUCAUGUGGGGCAAAAUAAUCAAUCCAGUGUAGUGUAUCAGCUGAGGGUUAAUAAUCUUAUAUUAUUUAAAUAUUAUAACGUAGUUAAAAAAAAUGUAGACAGAACAAAAAAAUAUUUAUGUAAUCUGCAAAAAUAAAAUUAUUAAAAUUAUGAUGUACAUUGUGAUUCAUAUUGCGAUUAAAAUUGCGUUACAUAUAUUUAAAAUACUGCUAAGUUAAAACUAUAAUGCAUAAAUGCAUUUACCUUGCUCAUGCACGAUGUUUGUAAUUUUACCCAUAGUCGUGUUCAUUUAUUUAUUAAUAUAAAUUUUGUUACAUGAAAAUUAAAAAAUAUGAAUACGUUAUUGUAUAUGUUUUUAGCCAUACAAUAUUGUGAUUUUACAGGGAAAAUAAAAAUAUUACAGUUAUGUCAUUUCUAGAAUA